AGUUCCGUGUUAUGAACUUCAGCACAGAUUUUAGACUCUGCUCAGCACAGCUGCACUACAGCACUUGCACAACUCAUUUCCAGCUAUUAAAGCAUACAUACCUGCAGGUCACCCGCGAUAUUUGCAGAAGAUGGCAGUGGACUGGUGGGGCUUCGCUUAUGCUGCAGCUCUUGCUCUGGGGGGAUUCAUGGGAUAUAAAAGAAAAGUGCUGGACUCCCACAGGGAGUGUGGUGUCAUUAAUCGCUGGACUCUUCUUUGGAAGUGUGUCUGCAUACGGAGCCUUUCGGAUAUCAAAUGAUCCACAGGAUUACUGGACCUCUUUAAUGUCUGCUGGCGUACUUGCAGUUGUGAUGGGAAUGAGGUUCAGGAAAUCUGGGAAAUUAAUGCCUGCAGGGAUCAUGGCAGCGCUGAGCCUCCUGAUGGUUUUCCGGAUUCUGAUCUUCUAAGUGAUCACUGGGACCUUCCAGACAACAUGUACUGAACAGCUGCGAUGUUCAUUUCACAUUAUUAUAACUGUAUCUUGUACAUUCCAAAUAAAUCUGUCCAUGUUCGCGUGUCAGUUUUAAUAAAGAAGCUUGUAAGUUA
Molecule: messenger RNA, 585 nt
Organism: Rhinichthys klamathensis goyatoka
Lineage: Eukaryota; Metazoa; Chordata; Actinopteri; Cypriniformes; Leuciscidae
Product: transmembrane protein 14A-like
Exons: 5
Coding region: 12-446 (144 amino acids)
Biological process (GO): regulation of heme biosynthetic process
Cellular component (GO): mitochondrial membrane
Source: RefSeq, a predicted model, not a curated record